AUGAUUCAAAGAAAAAGAUUGCAGCUACAGUUUGCCCGUGUUAUCGGGUAUAGAGGUUGUAGAGGAGCACAAUACCUUGUGGCUGCUCGAACCUUCUCCGCAAUGUCUUCCUCCGAAACCAACUCCGUCGCAAAGGACAUCAAUGCAACUCCUGCUGUCAGUCAACAUAUCCACCACGAUGGAAAAGACUACAGCACAAUAAAAGAAGGGCUUGCGUAUAUUCUUGUCCCUGGAAAUGGGCCUUUGGUGCCCCAAACCAACCCAACUGGCGACAAUCAAUCCCAAUCGGUCUUUUAUAACCCAAUCCAACAAUUCAAUCGCGACCUGAGUGUUUUGGCUAUCAAGGCAUAUGGAGAGGAUACGGUUGCUAAAAAGGAAGCUGAAUCCGAGAAGAGGCGCAAGACUGCGAACGCAAAGAGCAGGAAACGGAAGCGCGUGGACGAAGCUGUGAAUAAAUAUGGCGCGGAGGACCCAGCGGCACCAGAGAUGACGAUCAUCGACAGUGUUGAAGCAGUUACCCUUGCCACAAAUAAAGUAUCAGAACAAACAGCUAUGGAAACAGAUGAACCAGCGGCGGUGGAACAAAACGAAAUGAAUAAGCCCAAGCAGCAAGAGCAGUUUACCAUCCUCGACGCCCUUUCAGCAACUGGCCUACGAGCCCUCCGGUAUACACAAGAAAUUCCGUUCGCCACCUCUGUCACAGCUAACGACCUUCUGCCGGAAGCUACCCGGGCAAUCAACCUGAACGUCCUCCAUAACAAGCUCACGUCAAAGAUCAACUCCGUCACUGGUAACGCAAUAACCCACAUGUUCAACUCUGCCAGUGAAAUACCCCUUGAUUCCCAUCGAUAUAAGCCCUCCAAGAAAUACGAUGUUAUCGACCUCGACCCUUACGGCACGGCAGUUCCCUUUCUCGAUGCAGCUGUUCAAGCUGUCCGUGAUGAUGGAGGCCUUCUCUGUGUAACCUGCACUGAUGCUGGUGUCUGGGCCUCGAAUGGCUACCCAGAGAAGUGCUACUCUUUAUAUGGAGGAUUACCACUCAAGGGUAUACACUCGCAUGAAGGCGGGUUGCGACUGAUACUUCACGCCAUCGCCACUUCUGCUGCGCGCUAUGGGCUUGCUAUCGAGCCUUUGCUCUCUUUGUCCAUAGAUUUCUACGCCCGGGUGUUUGUGAAGAUUCACAAGUCCCCGGCAGACGUCAAAUUUCUUGCUGGUAAAACAAUGAUGGUUUAUAACUGCGACCAGGGAUGCGGAUCUUGGGAGACGCAGCUCUUAGCAAAGAACCAGGUGCGGCCGAACAAGAGCGGGAAAGGCACUUUUUGGAAACAUAUAUUUGCCCAAGCGCCUACCACAGGACAGAACUGUGAACACUGUGGGUGGCAUCGACACCUAGGAGGGCCAAUGUGGGCGGGCCCGCUACACGACGCGAAGUUCAUACAGCGUAUCCUCGACGAGCUGCCAAAGGUCGAUAAGGAGACUUACCAAACCACCACGAGACUCGAAGGGAUGCUGUCUAUGGCGCUGGAAGAGACACUGCCACCCCCGCCGCGGACAGAUGACCUCGUUCCUCCACCAAUUCCAAAGGGUAGAGCAGAUCCAUCGGUAGUCGAUCCAUUCCCAUUUUACUUCAUUCCGUCAGUAUUGUCGAAAGUGAUUCAUUGCAUCACUCCCGACGAGAAUGCCAUUCGUGGUGCACUCAGACAUGCAGGCUACAGGGUCACACGCAGCCACACCAAAGCAGGAACCAUCAAAACGGAUGCGCCGUGGAGUUUUAUAUGGGAGGUUAUGCGUGAAUGGGCAAGGCAAAAGGCCCCGGUUAGGGAAGGGGCUGUUAGAGAGGGAACUCCAGGAUGGAAAGUAAUGGGAUUUGAUAAGAAGCAGGCGGAAAAUGAAGAAGCAGGAAACGGGGACAGCGAAGGCAAUGGGCGUCUGGAGAUCGUCUUUGAUGAGUCGCUUGGGAGAGAAACGGAUAAGAAGAAGCUGGUGAGGUAUCAAAUGAACCCCAGGGAGAACUGGGGACCGAUGAAUAGGGCCAGGGGUCCUCCGUGA
Pseudogymnoascus destructans is the source of this 2049-nucleotide messenger RNA. RefSeq names its product RNA methyltransferase tRNA(m5U54)methyltransferase (gene TRM1). Gene Ontology annotation, cellular component: nucleus. Bases 1 to 2049 code for a protein of 682 amino acids. NCBI's taxonomy places the organism in Eukaryota, Fungi, Ascomycota, Leotiomycetes, Thelebolales, Thelebolaceae. The transcript has a single exon. The record is from RefSeq and is a predicted model, not a curated record. Gene Ontology annotation, molecular function: RNA binding. Gene Ontology annotation, biological process: tRNA N2-guanine methylation.